Molecule: messenger RNA, 1077 nt
Organism: Chaetomium strumarium
Lineage: Eukaryota; Fungi; Ascomycota; Sordariomycetes; Sordariales; Chaetomiaceae
Product: acyl-CoA N-acyltransferase
Exons: 2
Coding region: 246-1019 (257 amino acids)
Molecular function (GO): acyltransferase activity, transferring groups other than amino-acyl groups
Source: RefSeq, a predicted model, not a curated record
AGCAAGAUUGCGGCAUGCGUGUUGCGCGGAAUGUUGACAGGGAAAGGAUCGUCGUCAAACAGUAAUGCCGCGGGGAUACAUCAUGUAUGUAAGGUACAGUCCAUAGACCGUUAUGGCAUCACCUCAACCGUACAGCUGCGGCCCAUCAUCACCGUCCUCCCAGCUUACCUUCACCCAACCGCAUUGAGACAUCCUUUUUCUACAAAACCCCAAACCUACAAAAUAAAAGAAUAAAAGAAGAAAAAAUGCCCUUCCUCGUCCUCCCGGCCCUCAUACCCGACAUCCGCGCCGUCUACGACGUCUACUUCGCCGCCUUCACGACCGACCCGGACGGCCGGCGCCUGCUGGAUAUCCUCUUCCCCGGAGGCGUGGCGUCGGACGAGUUCCGCGAUGCCCACGCCAAGGGCACGCUCGCCUGGUGGCACACGUCGGACACGCAGUACACCUUCAAGUGCCUCGACCCGGCCACGGGGGAGGUAGUGGGCAUGGCGCUGUGCGAUGUGUUUGUUACGACGCCCAAGGUGGAGGAGAAGAAGAAGAAGGAGAGGGUCAUGCCCGAGGUGGGCUGGCUUCAGGGCAAGGAGAAGGAACGCGCCGAGCGGGUGCUGGCUCCGUUGUGGAAGGCCCGGGAGAGGAUUUGGGGUGGGGGGAGGUAUAUUUAUAUCCACGCCUUUGCGGUACACCCCAAGCACCAGGGCCGUGGAGCCGGGGCGGCGCUGGUGCAAGCGCUCAUCGACCUCAGUGACAGCACCGGGUUGCCCAUCUACUUGGAGUCGUCACCGGGAUCACAGGGGCUUUACAGAAAGAUGGGAUUUAUGCAGGUACCCGGAAACAUCGCUAGAGUGGUGCAUGACGCGGAGGUAUUGGGCACGGAGGAGGAUGUAGAGGUACCCCUCAUGAUUAAGCUGCCGGCGUCCGUUACAGCCUCUUCAUCAGAAAAGGGCAAGAGUGUGGAAGACGUGUACGUGCAGUGGUAUUGGCAGAGGGGCACAACGGAUGAGAAGGUCAAGGGGCAAUGAUAGAACACGAAGUGGCGUCAAGAAUACAGGCCCGUUACCUCCAGGAUCCCAAGGCUGG